CCUCAGCUCGAUUUGGACUUCCUGGGAUCGACGACGAGCGGGCGAUGCCUUAGGAGGAUAGCAUCGUACUUUUUCUCCGCGCUUCGGUGGCGAACGCUCUCAAAAUGGCUGUGUUUCCACGAGUGCGGAGCCAACGGGCGGGCGCCGGCAGACGCCGUCUUUCGGCUUUCGGACGUUUUUCGCUUUCCGCCCGCGUUCGCGCCGAUCUUAUCCUCUGCGCCGCUAUCGCCCUCUCCCUCUUCCAGGCACCCCACACUCGCCAAGAGCGCGCAGCCCUUACCUCCAUUCCGUUUAUCCUCAACACCGCCGCUGCCGCCGCUGCCGCCGCUGCUCCCGCUGCUCCCGCCUCCGCAGACUCCUUCCGCGUCCGCUCCCUCCGCCCGCCAUUUCCGCCGUCCCCGCUUCACCCGCACUCCUCCAUCCCCAUCCGGAGCCUCCAGCGCGCCGACGUCCCGCUUCCGCCGCGCGCCCCCGGCGGAACCCCCUCGCGCCAGCCGUUCGAGCAGGUCGUGCGCGCCGUGCAACCGCACGCCUUUAAAGCCGCCGCGGCCAUUCUUUCCGACCCCACGCGGCAGGGCCGAAACGGCUCCGUGAAUCCCGCCGACAUCAGCGCCGCGGUUGCCGGGCUGCUGGCGCCGGGGGUGGAGAUACGCGUGGAUGUAUGGCCGCUCGCCGCCGCGCAGCUGGCGUCGCUCGAGUGGUUCGAGUUCAGCCUUCCGAAAGACGUCAAUGUCCCGAGUCGCGCCGGCGCGGGAGGCGGAGGCGGAAGCGGAGGCGCGAUUGACACGGUCGUCCUGAUGUACAUCAAGAUAUUUGCGCCAAACGCGGCCAUCCCCACGCCGGCUUCGUCCACGUGGCCUUACAGCAACUCUCCCCGCCAACCCAUCCCUUCCGGCCCUCCCGGCACUUCUGGCUCUUCUGUUUCUUCGCCGCCGGCGUUCCUCCAGCCGAUGAGCUUCGUCUCGCCGCAAGUGGCGCUGCUCACGUACCCCUCGUCCGUUCUCGCGGGCCCCGGCGGAACCGACGGAACCGGCGCAGGCGGAAGCUCUGCGAAGGUCCCUCCGCUGGCUAUGCAGCCUGCGCUGGUGCUGGCCGCAGCUUCCGCGAACGAUCCUAUCGUGGUGUAUUUUCCCGUGCCGCUCGUCGACGAUCUAACCUCGGGAGGUAACUACCAGUGCACUAACAUCACCGCGAGCGGCCACGUGACUAUGUACGAGCAGGAAUUAGGCACGGGCUUUAUUUCCAGCAAGCCCCUGACUCUAUACGUGCCGUGCGCGCAGGCCGUAGUUAAUAAUAACUACUUCGCGCUUUGCUGGACCAGCACGAACAUCGCCGCGCCUUCCCCCCCCGUUUUCGCUCCCCCCAGCCCGCCGCCCCCCCCGUUCGUCCCCCCUCCUCCGCCGUCCCCGCCGCUGCCGCCUCCGCCGCCUCCCCCCGACACGUCUGUUCCCGCGUGGAAAAUCGUAGUGGGGGUGGUGGGGGGGCUGGUGGUUCUCCUAACCGCAGCAUCGCUUGCAGCGCUAGUGUACGUGCGCAUGUCGCGGCAGCAGGGCAAGCAGGGCGUGAGUAAGGGGCGCGCCGCGGUGAUUAAGGAGCUCCAUAAGAACCGCUCGCAAAAGUGGCAGUUCUUCACCAUGCUCGGAUGUGGUCCCGGUGGCGGUCCGAGCCUCUCCAGACCACACAGCAGCGGGGGCAGGGGCGGGGCGAACAGCGGUAGCGCACUGGGAGCGGGCGGCAGUGGAGGGGUAAUGGAUGGGGAUGGGGUGGUGAGAGGGGAGGGGCUGAUGCCUGUUGCAUCGGAGGUGGGUAGAAGCGAUGUGCAAUGAGCGGGGGAAGGGGGCUGAAGUGGGCUGGGAGGAAGGGGAGAGCAACAGGGGGAAGCAAGGAUGGGGGAGCAGGGAGAGGACAUGCCAGAGGGGAAUGGAUAUGGAGGUGGGGACUGGGGAGGUGGAGGUAAUAUACAGAGCUUUGUGAGAAGUAUCCAAGGAGAGAGAGGGGGCGUGAGAGAAGCAGAUGGAUGGGGGACAGGAGGGCAUUGAAGCAGGAUUGCUGGCGGAGGUCAUGGUACUAUCUGCAGCGGUUUUUGUGCUUGGAAGAUGGGCAUUUUUCGACUGUGAACCGAGAAAGAGCAGCAGGGGGGUGCAUGUGUAAUGUACAGCGGUGAUUAUUUAUUGGUGUUGGAGCUGUGGAGGGGGGGUGGCAAGUGGGGUCAAAUGUGCAUGCCGUGUUGACCAAUGCACUGUGUGUGUGUGUUGGAUGGAUGACUCUGUUCACAACUCACUGAGGGAUGGAACUGCGUGAGCUAUUGACUGGUACUGUAUGGCAAGUGAAAGCCUAUGGCAGUGGCAUGUAUGGUGCUAGGCCAUAGAGAUAGUUGCACAGGUUGAACUGCAAUGGAUCAUCUUAGGGGGUACUGUAUGUGCCUGAGAGAAGGUGGUUACUGCAUGCCACCUCUAGUACUGCUGCCUUAGAGCAUGUUCCUAGGACUCCUCAUUACACAAACCCCUUUUUGGAC
Closterium sp. NIES-67 is the source of this 2515-nucleotide messenger RNA. The record is from the annotation of a GenBank genome assembly. NCBI's taxonomy places the organism in Eukaryota, Viridiplantae, Streptophyta, Zygnematophyceae, Desmidiales, Closteriaceae.